This is a messenger RNA of Polyodon spathula (Mississippi paddlefish), 2511 nucleotides long. RefSeq names its product HtrA serine peptidase 4 (gene htra4). The coding region runs from base 247 to 1779 and encodes 510 amino acids. Gene Ontology annotation, cellular component: extracellular region. The record is from RefSeq and is a predicted model, not a curated record. Gene Ontology annotation, molecular function: protein binding; serine-type endopeptidase activity. The transcript has 9 exons. Gene Ontology annotation, biological process: programmed cell death; proteolysis; positive regulation of apoptotic process. NCBI's taxonomy places the organism in Eukaryota, Metazoa, Chordata, Actinopteri, Acipenseriformes, Polyodontidae.
GUGUGCACGUUUCUAUUUUAUUUUUUUUGUUCCGGCAAUAAUCUUUUAUUUUAAAGAAUAAGAGCUAAUUGGGCAACUUUACUUACCAAUUUAUUAUUUUCUUUAGUAAAACGGUUUAAAAAGCGUUUUUAGUCUUUUUGCGAUGCACUGAUCAGUUCUUAAAAUCAGUUUUUAUAGGUGAAGUUUGGAUAUUAGAUUAUGAGGGCAAGCUGUUUUUUGAAAUAGUGACUUAAAAACAAAUCGUUCAUGCAACGACACAGUCUGAUUAGAAACUUACACUCAUCGUUCGUUGAUUAUUAUUAUUAUUAUUAUUAUUAUUAUUAUUAUUAUUAUUAUUAUUAUUAUUAUUAUUAUUUUACAGAACUUUGUUUUUCAGCAUUUAAAUUCAACAUGGUUCUAAGACUGAUAGCUUCAUGCAUUCUUUUUGCGACUGUGGUGGACUCACGACUGUUAAAGAAAAGACAGGCGCCCUGCCCGGAGAUCUGUGAUGCGUCUCGGUGUGCCCCUGUCCCCAGCCCUUGCUAUUACGGGGAAGUCAAGGAUGACUGUGGGUGUUGCGAUGUCUGCAGCUCCGGGGAAGGUGACAUCUGCGGCCGCGGUUUGGGGGUCUGCGGUGAAGGGAUGCAAUGCGUCUUCCCGCCAGGCAGGCACCAUCACCGGGGCUCGUGUGUGUGCUCCUCCACCGGGCAGGUAUGCGGCAGCGACGGGAGGACCUACCCUAGUACCUGCCGCUUGAAAGCCGAGAACAGACGAGCCGUGUUGAACAGUAUCCCACCCGUGAUUCUCAUACAGAAGAGCCCCUGUGAUUCUGGUCCCCGGAAUCCAGACAGCCUGCGAUACAAGUUCAACUUCAUUGCGGACGUGGUGGAUAAGAUCGCCCCGGCUGUGGUGCACCUGGAGCUCUUUCACAGAUUGCCAUUUACCAGCAGGGAGAUCCCCGUGUCCAGUGGCUCAGGUUUCAUUGUGUCCGAAGAUGGAUGGAUCGUAACGAACGCUCACGUUCUCUCGAACAAGCAGCGCAUCAAGGUGGAGCUGAAGAACGGAGAGCACUGCGACGCCAAGGUCAAAGACGUGGACCAGAAACUGGACAUUGCACUCAUCAAAAUCGAGUCAGACAGCCCCCUGCCGGUGCUCCUGCUGGGGCGUUCCGCAGACCUGAGGCCCGGGGAGUUUGUGGUCGCCGUGGGCAGCCCCUUCUCACUACAGAACACAGUGACCACUGGCAUCGUCAGCACCACUCAGCGUGGGGGCAAGGAACUGGGUCUCAAGGACUCAGACAUGGAGUACAUCCAGACUGACGCCAUCAUCAACUUUGGAAACUCUGGGGGACCCCUUGUUAACCUGGAUGGUGAAGUCAUCGGUAUGAACACCUUGAAGGUGACGGCUGGGAUAUCCUUCGCAAUCCCUGCAGACAAAAUACGGCAGUUCCUUGUUGAAUCCUACGAUCGACAAAUAAAAGGAAAGACCCUUUCAAAAAAGAAAUACAUGGGAGUCAGAAUGCUUCAGCUUUCUUCCAAUCUAAUCAGAGAGCUCAGGGACCGUGACAAGGAUUUUCCAGAUGUGUCUUCUGGAGUGUUUGUGUACGAAGUGAUUCCCGGGACAGCAGCUGAGAGCUCCGGCAUGAAGGACCAUGAUGUGAUCAUCAGCAUUAACAGCCAAACAGUCAACACAACCGAGGAUGUUAGCAAAGCUGUACAAUCAGAUAGCGUCCUGUCUGUGGUGGUGCGCAGGGGGAACGAAGAUGUGAUGCUCACCGUUGUUCCAGAAGAGAUCGACUGAAACCAGAAAUCAGUUUUAUUUUCCUUGUACUGCUGCAUUACACCAUACUUCAAAGUUUUCGUGACCUUAUUGAUGUGUAUACUGUUCAUUACCCCUAGCAAACAAUUAUAUGGAAACCCCCUUUGUUAUGGUUUGUAUUUGCACAUCACAUACUGCCACUGCUAUAACAGUAAUAAGUACCCUUAGAUAAGAAGUAGUGUAACAGGUCAUUGUUAAUCAUGGUGUGCUUCGAUUAUCGUUUUAAAUGUUAUCAAAAUGUAUUAAUUGUUCCUGGAUUUUAGAACGAUUUGUACAGUGGUCAUAAUGUGGCUGCCAGAUAACACGUACCUAAUCCACCUCAUAGCUCUGCUCUUCAUAACCCAUUGGCUUCCAGUGAACUGAAUUUAAAAGCAUGAUCUUUACUUACAAGGUUGCCUAUUUCAUUGAGCUCCCAAUUCCUUACAUCCUUGUACUGUAAGAGCAGCCAAUGUAAUCCCAGGAAUCUGACUGAAAAGUUGCGUUUCCAGGGCCUUCAGCACCCUCUAGAUCAUGUUUUUCCCUGCAGUUUGUCUGGCGCGCUGAAAUAGUUUUCUUCUAAAUGUACACUUUUCUUAGGCAGCAGCGUACAGCUUUUUUUGAGAUGACCCUUUGAAGCGUCCUGUGAUGCUUAUACAUGAAGGACGCUCCAUAAAUUAAACUGGUACUGUAUGGUAAUGUAAGGUGCUUAAUAGGAGUUGUUGGGGGGGGGGGGGG